Strongyloides ratti is the source of this 558-nucleotide messenger RNA. Its product is annotated as Domain of unknown function DUF148 domain-containing protein. Lineage: Eukaryota; Metazoa; Nematoda; Chromadorea; Rhabditida; Strongyloididae. The transcript has a single exon. Bases 1 to 558 code for a protein of 185 amino acids. The record is from RefSeq and is a predicted model, not a curated record.
AUGGAAUCAUCAUCAUCAUUUAUUCCUGAUGGUCCAGGAGUUCCAGGUGGUCCAUGGGGAUUGUCAAAUAAUAAUAGUCCAAUGAUGGGACAAGGAAUGAUGCAUCAUAUACCUCAAUUUUUAAAAAGUGUCAGUCCUGAAGAUGCUCAAUCAUUUAUAGAUAUUAUGAAAAGUAAAACUAUGACAAAGAGUGAAAUUCAAACAGCUGAAGAUGCCUGGGCAGCAAAUAAAAAUUCAACUAUUCAGGCACUUUAUGGUGAAUUUAAGACAAAUAAAACAGCUAAGAUGAAUGAAAUGAAAAAUAUGGUAGAUCAAAAAAUUUCAACCUUAUCAACAACUGCACAAAAACUUGUAACAGACAUUGAAAGUAUCAUUUCUGAUACAAGCAUAACACGUGAAGACGAACAUCAAAAAAUAAAAACUCUUUUAGAUGGAGCAUCUGAUACAGACAAAGAAUCAAUUAAAAAUGUUUUACCACACUUUGGACCAAAAAUGGAUCAUGGAGGAAUGGAACCAAAUGGUGUUACUGAAACUGGAAAUCUAAUGGGACAAAAAUAA